GUAAACCAAGCUACCCCUCCAAUGCGAUUAACCUCGGCCCAGCACGAAACCAUCAUCUACGUACCUGGUCACUCUUCCAUUGCAAUCUAUCAAGCUGCCAUUGCGAAACAACUCACACGCAUAAGCGCCAUGAACCGAGCUGAAAAGAAGCAAUGGGAGACUGUCUCAUCGCAAAAGAAAGAAGAGCAGUGGAAACGGAUUCCAUCGGAAUGGCGGCUGCCCGUCCCACCCCCUCAACAAACCACCAACCUUCUCCCUUUGAUACGUCAAAGCAAUAUCUUGACCGAGCAAGAACUUGAUAUCACAGAAAACUACGAUGCGACAGCUCUCGCCGCCGCCAUCCGCACGCGCAAGCUUAAAGUCGUAGAUGUUACCCGGGCCUUUUGCAAGCGAGCAGCUCUCGCCCAUCAACUCACAAACUGCCUUACCGAGAUAUUCUUCCACGACGCCCUGGAUCGUGCGCGGGAGUUGGAUGCUCAUCUUGAUGCUGGAAAUCCACCUCUCGGACUCCUCCACGGCGUGCCCGUCUCGUUGAAGGAUACGUUCAAAGUCAAAGGAUACGACUCGUCUAUCGGGAUCGCAGCGCUCUGUUUCAACCCGGCUACCGAGAACUCAUCGCUAGUCGACGUUUUACUCCGCGCCGGCGCGAUACUGUACUGUAAAACCAAUGUUCCGCAGACGCUCAUGGCGCUGGACUCACAUAACAACGUCUUCGGUCGCACUAUUAACCCUUCCAACACAGCUCUCACUCCCGGUGGCUCAUCUGGCGGCGAGGGUGCGUUAUUGGCUAUGCGCGGGAGUAUCCUCGGCGUUGGGACGGACGUAGGUGGCUCCAUCAGAAUCCCGUCCAUGUGCAAUAGCCUAUACGGCGUGAAGCCCAGCUGGCAACGGGUCCCCUUUGCGGGCCAGGAAGAUGGACAGAAGCGCGGCCACGACAAAAUCGGCGUUCCGGCGAGCGCGGGUCCGAUGGCGCACUCGAUGAGAGAUGUCGAACUUUUCUUCGCGGCUGUGGCCGAGCAGAAGCCGUGGGAGCAUGAUCCGGAUGUUCUACUUUUGCCUUGGAAUUCGGUAUCCACAUCUGGACCAGCGAUACCGAAAAAGAGAAAACUCACUAUUGGCGUGGUGAGAACUGACGGGAUCACCACUCCCCACCCUCCCAUUGCGAACCUCCUUGAUGAAGUCGCAACAACUCUGGCUCAGUCCGACAUCACGGUUGUAGAGAUGGACAUCACACCGCUUCUGUCGCAAUGUCAAUCGCUCCUCAAUGCCUUCUUUUCCGCGGAAGGAGGCAACACCAUUUUUGAUCUCCUCGAAUCCUUCAACGAGCCUUUAUCCCCCUGGCUGCAAUCUCGUCUUCGCAGAAACCCUUCGAAAGACCUCGAUCAGCUGCAGGAACUCCACGCCAAGAGAACCGUUCUGCAGAAAAAGUUCCUCUCGAUCUGGAAGACGCAGGACGGCGAGGGAAUCGACGCUUUUAUCUGUCCAGUGGCACCGCAUCCCGUGCCUCCGAUUGACACAUACAACACUGUCAGCUACACGAGCUCAUUUGUGUUGCUGGAUUUCCCUGCCGGUGUUGUCCCGGUGCGGCGCUUUACGUCCAGCGAUAUCACAGGGGAGUUAGAUGAUGGGCCGCCCAUUGGACGCUGGGAUAAGUACAACAGAACUCUUUGGAAAAAUUUCGAUCGCGCAAUUUACGUUGACUCCCCGUUAUGUAUACAGAUUGUUGCGCCAAAGCUGCAGGAACCAAAACUUGUCCAUGUUAUGUCCGUUCUCGAUCAAGUUCUAAGUUCUCGCGCUCAGAUAGAUGCCACGGCCAAGAGGAGUAUAGAGGCGAAGUUGUAG
Molecule: messenger RNA, 1842 nt
Organism: Periconia digitata
Lineage: Eukaryota; Fungi; Ascomycota; Dothideomycetes; Pleosporales; Periconiaceae
Source: the annotation of a GenBank genome assembly